Messenger RNA from Ectocarpus sp. CCAP 1310/34, 315 nucleotides. Lineage: Eukaryota; Phaeophyceae; Ectocarpales; Ectocarpaceae. The record is from the annotation of a GenBank genome assembly.
AUGACGGCGUCUUACGCGGAGAUGCUUCCGGGACCAGAGCAACUUCAUAUUGACAGUGCGUGCAACCGGGGCGUCGCUAGUCUUUCGAAUGGUCUAUUCAACGCAAAUGGCAGCGUGUCGUCUCUCAGUCGCCACAAUUGUGUGUCGAGAUACCGUCCUGUAGGCGAUGGAGUGCCCGGCGCGUGGCUCAAGUCGACCAAACCAAUCAAAAUUGGAGACGAAAUUUUCAAUUGGUAUGGAGACGGAGGUUACAUGUUGCAACACAACCAUUCGACAAAGCGACGAACCAAGGAACCCGACACGCGACCUUGUUGA